This is a messenger RNA of Ictalurus punctatus (channel catfish), 5733 nucleotides long. RefSeq names its product protein FAM171A2. NCBI's taxonomy places the organism in Eukaryota, Metazoa, Chordata, Actinopteri, Siluriformes, Ictaluridae. The transcript is spliced from 8 exons. The record is from RefSeq and is a predicted model, not a curated record. The coding region runs from base 214 to 2769 and encodes 851 amino acids.
UCAGCGCACGGCGGCUGUUCUGAGGAGGAACAGGAGGAGAGAGAGGAUGGGAUGUGUCGUGGUGAGGAUGCGCGAAACGCCCCUAGCAACAACCAUCUUUAAAAAAAAUAAAUAAAUAAUAAAAAAAAUAAAACAGUUGGGGAGAAAAAGCACACACAUAGACGGAUGAAUGGAAAUGGCUAACGUGGUGGGAACGGCGGUGUAGGUUUGACGAUGCCGCCCGAGCGCGUGUGCCGUUUUGUCGUCUUCCUCCUGCUUUUGUGCUGCGCCGCGAGGACGCACGAGAAAGCGGCGGCGGAUCCCGAGGUGCAGGUGAGGGUCAAGGUCUUUGACAGCGGCAACCUUUCGCCCCUGUCCGAUGCCGCCAUCGUCGUCCAUGGCAACCGGAGCGUGCUGGCAUCCAGCCAGGGGGCCAGUGAUGAUGCGGCGGUAGUGAAUUUCCAGUAUCGCACGGGCUCGUGGGUAAUCAUCACAGCAUCUCGAAAGGAUUAUGUCACCAGCUCAGUGCCGUGGCACGCCAGCAAAGUGCCCUUAUUCUCCUCAGUCAGCCUGUACCUUUUGGCUCAAAGGCCAGGAACCCUCAUCCUGUAUGAUGAUGUCAUCCAUGUGUUUCACGGCUCUCCAGGAGGGCGGAGCCAGCCAUGGCUGCACAUUCCAAGGCGGAGCUUGCAACGGAACUCCUCCUUCUCUGAAAUGACUGCUGUUUUGACCACUGCCAGAGAUAUCAGUGAAAUCAAUGACUUCCCCUACCUCCUGGCCCUGGAGCCCAACACCACAGGAGGAGAGAACAGUUGGACGGAUUUGACAGUAGUAGCUGCAGUCAGUGCCCAGCUGUUUGAUCGGGAAGGCAGUGAGGUUCAAGUCACAGAGCCAGUUCAUUUCUCUGUUCCUCUGCCCUCUGACACCCGUGUCCGGUCGCCCACCAGCAUACCUGUGUGGGUGUAUAACACGAAUACAGGCCUUUGGAUAAGAAAUGGGACUGGCUACAUUAGAAGAGAUGGCUCUCAUUUUACAUGGGACUUUAUGGCCUCACGGUUGGGAUACUGGAUAGCGGCCUUCCCCUCUUCAUCGGGACCUGGUUUGUCUCAUCCGAGCCUAAGGGACAUCACCGCAUAUCAUACCCUUAUCUUGCUCUCAAUACUGGGAUCUCUGGCUCUGCUUGUACUGGUACUACUCUGUGUUCUCCUCUACUACUGCAGACGGAGGUGCCUGAAGCCUCGGAGGCAGCAAAAGCAGGGUCAAGUCUCAACUGCUCUGAGCAACUCCAGAAGAGACCAAGGCACCUCCACCUCUCGCCUCAACCUUAUCUGCGGUGGUCAUGUUGAAACCACCACCUCCAACGGUGAUCCAGAGGCCAGCAAAUCUGAAGCGUCCACGUCCCACGAAUACAAAAGUGCACGUGAUGAGUUUGCCAAGCACGUACCAGCACACAAACUCCGUCAUUCAUCCAAGAAUAAACAGUCAAAAGGGGCCCAGCGAGGUGCUGAAAGCUUCCCUAUGAAGGUGCAUCGUUCCACAGACACAACCAACCUUGACAGUACCCUUCCCCAUGAAGACUUCAGUCGCAACUACAGCCCAGAUGUCAAGGAUCACGAGUACCGUCGCAGACAUGUUGUUAAUGAUAAUCGUGGAUACACGGCUGACCCACCUUCUCCGCCCCUCUCUGACAAGCCGCCAGAAUAUUCGCAGGUUUCCCAAGGUCAGGACCAUCUUGCUCGUCCAACAACACUGAACACACAACCUGGUCAGAUCAUAUUCUGCAGCUCUUUAGAUCAAAUGACAGAGAACAUGUACCGCAGCAUGGUUCCAACCCUGGUCAUUCCAGCACAUUACAUGCGUCUGUCGUCUGAGUUUGGUGGCUCUGAAGCUGCAAAGGAUGGCCAGAGUCAGGCUGAGAGGGAAAGAGAAGGCCAAGGAGGGGCAGGUAAUGGUGGUAGCAGUGGAGUUCAGAGCCAAGGUCUCCAGGUCCAGAGCCAGGGAUCAGGUCAGAUGCAAGCCCAGCAAGGUGUAGGGUCCCCAUCCGGUUCGGAGGAGAAUGUAUGGGCAUCUGGAGGUCCCUCAGCACCAGUCCACAUCCCAGUGCUCUUUAACGAUUCCACCAUGGCUCAGAUGAAUGGAGAGCUCCAAGCACUUACAGAAAAGAAACUUCGAGAACUAGGAGUCAAGCAGCACCCUCGUGCCUGGUUCAUAUCUCUUGAUGGACGUGCCAAUGCUCAUGUGCGCCAUUCCUACAUCGAUGUUGCCUCAGAAUUUGCUCACAGUGGCGCUAACAGCAGUAACCACAGUGCUCAAAGCACCCUGAGUGCCCCUGCUGGCACCAGUAAGGAUUGCUGCCCAGACACAAGUCUCCAAGAUACCCAACAGGAGCGCAAACAGUCAUCUGGACGGAAGAGUAAAGAGGAACGGCACGGAAAUGGGCGGAAGGGGCAUGGAGGAAGCAGCAGUGGGGGGAAGCAGUAUUCCAAACUGGCUUAUCAUGACCCUCUAGAUCUUGCUGGUGGUGUUGGCCGUAUGGGGGCAGGAUCACCUCUGGAAAAUCCACUGACUCCUCUCCUUGAUGAUGGGCCAGAGGAACCACGAGGGUCACCAAUGCCACGAAGAGGUCGAAGCCGGGGAAACAGCUCACGUAGCAGCAACAGUGAGACCCAACGGGAUUCUGUCACCAGCCCAGAGGAUGAUAAUGACCCAGAUGACAAGGAUGAGAACAAGAAAAGUCCAUGGCAACGAAUUGAGGAACGGCCUCUCAUGGUGUUCCAUCCCAAGAAGUAAAAAAGUAACAGAAAGAGACCAUGUCACACCUUUUACAUAUGAAGGACAUGUCCACCUGGGUCCUGGACCAUGCUUGACACUUGAGCACUAUAAGCACCAUCUUUAAAAAGGAGGCCAUUUGUGGAAAAGGGUGAUGCCCUUGUUUAAUGAUGUGGAUAUAAGCAAGGAUACACACAAUUUGUUCAAAUUGGUGAUUGUAAGCAAAAUUUUGUCUAUAUUGGGACAAUUUAAUCUAGUUCAUCCAAGCUAAACGAAACACUGUCAGAAUCAUUUUGUAAUUAAUCAAAUACCAUCCUUAUAUCACCAAGAACUAUAUCUAUAGCUCUGAUGUGGAUAAGAGACUAGUGAAAUAUGAGAUUCUGGGAACAGAAGAGCAGAUGAGGUGACACUCCGACAUAAGACAUAUUCAGCACCUCUAUGAUGCCUGACUGAAGUCCCUUAUCAUAAUAUGAAAUGCCAUUUUUACCAUAGGUCUAAAUAAAAAAUAUUCCUUAAUGUACGUUGUAUAUGUUUACAAUCAAAUAUGGCACAAAAGAAGUCACAAAACUACGUACAAGACUGUUUGAAUUGCUUCAGAACGGCUUGGACGUUGCUGUGGAUUUACGGAAUAGUGCCAUAGUCGAGAUGGCAUGUUCAUGAACAGACUUGUUUUGGGAAGAAAAAAAAAAAAACAGGCAUUGUGCUGAAGAGUGAAAAAUUACUUUUAAGUUACUGGAUGUUUUCAUAUUUGAUGUAACACAGCAAUCUUGUGUACAUCCUGUUUCAUAAUCCCAAUGUGAAUUUUUAUUCCUAGAUCCAACAGGAAGCAUUAUACCUUAUUCAUGUAUUAUUAAUGUUUUUUUUUUCUUUAACUAUCAAUAUCGUCAAGAUGAAUUACAAUAUGAACAGUAAGGAUAAAAUGUACUGAUUUAUAGAUCCAAACACUCCAUGUCAGACAUUCCCAAUUAAUGACCAAUACUUGUGCUCAUAGUUUAUUACUUCGUUAGGUAAUUUUAUUCGAUGUGGUUAAGGUAAAUAUUUUUCAUAUAUUCCUGUUUGUGAUUUACCAAGUGGUGAUUUUUUAAAUGUAUUUUUUUGCCCUUAAGAACUUUUCAGAUCAUACGAAGCUGGCAGUGCACUUUAAAUGAAAAAGAGUGCAGUAGUCAGUAUACGCUAAAGUAGUACGUUGUAUGUCCUUAAAUGGUUUGGAGGGGGCUGUGUCAGUGUCAUGAUAUCGCACUGUUGCCAGGUUCACGAUCAACCUAACAUGAUAUUUAGACCAAUCACAAACAAGGGGGCCAGACAAAACAAAUUUGACUGUUAAUCCAAACACGAGCAGUAAAACACAUACUACGAAACAUCUUAGUCAGUCAGUUCUGUACAUGUUUUUCAAACUUAUGUGCAAUUCUCGUCUCGCAAAUGUACUUAUAUUUUUUAUGGAGAAGGUUACAUUGCACAAAGUUGGUCGUGGAGUGAUGGAAAACAGCAGAGUUUAUUUAAGACAAUUUUGCUAAUGUUAUAUUUAAAAAAUAUCGUCUUAACCAGACAGCUACUUCCUGAACAGAGAAAAGGGGUAGAGAAGAUAUUUCAAAGAGUCAAUAAUUCUAUAAAGUGCAUUAGGUAAAAAGUAAGUAAUAAAACACAAUUGGGCGUACUGUUUUAGGAAAGUAAUCAAAGAAUAAUCAAAGAAAGGGUUGGGCUAUAACCACUCUAAAGUUGUUUUGAAUUAUUUUCCAUGGACAGCAUGUUCCAGAGUGUUUUAUUCCUCUUAUAAACACAGCAAUUUGCUGAACAGUUAUAGUUUUUAUCUGCUUAUAUGUACAUUUAAUGUUGUAGAACGUCUGUGAAACAAGUUAGUUACUAUUCUCACUUAUGUUAUAGCAGCUAUAGACAUUCGUUCCUUCAAAAGCCUCUCGUUUAUCUCUCUGUCUCUCUCCCUCCAAGUUAAUGAGACAAAACUAACGCAACCUGUCAAGUUUCCAAAAAAAAAUGCAAAAGUCGUUACAAAGCACUGGCAGUGGAGACUCCUUCCAUGAAUGUCUCCUCACCAAAAAUGUCACCAUAUCAACAAACAUACAUUUUUAUUUCUUAAAGAACAACACGUUUUUUUUUUUUUUUAAAUUAGGAUUAGAUUAUUUGGUGCAUCCACCAAGCAAGUACCUCUGAAAUAGCUGUUUCUAUAGAAACAGUAAAGUAUCAGAAGACUUCCUGAUUAAUCAGAAUCAACAGCUCUGUAGAAUAAAUAUGGUAAACAUCCAGAUUUUACUCUUAGCCAGACUCCAUUAACACAAGUCCAGAUGUUAGAGGGGUCCUGUGUAUAUACAGUAGCAUUUAUAUGCAUGGGAUGUAGACUAGAAAGACAGUUUUUUUUUUAAAUGACUGAUCAUGAAAAUGGCUCUCGUGAGAGUAUGAAAUGUGGGAGGAUGAAAUGUGCUGUGUUGCCUUUGAGGAAAGUGAACACGGUGAUUAUUUAGCAUGUUUGGUAGUGUCGGAUAACGGUGCCAAAAUGGCGCUCAGAUGCCUUGUCGGAAGGCAAAAACAACCUUGUAUUCCAAGUUGAAAUAUUUGGUGCUAUUUACAUUUUACUUUCACUGUAUGGCAGUUUUUUUCUCUGUAAUCACUCGAACUGUGUAUGAAAUGUUGCUUUGUUGCUGAGAAUUCUGAACUUGCUCUCGUGUUAAUAUUCAUACCACGACAUGCGCAACUACUCUCACUUUCUUAGUGUAGUGCAACUUCCUUAUUUUUAACAGAAUGUCUUAUCUAAUAUUUUAGCUUUUCACUUAAUCGCUUAGCUUGUUCGUCAAUUAAUAAUCUAAUAAUAAUCAACCUCAUUUGUGUCAUGUGGAUGAUGUUUUUUUCUGCCAUUGUAGAGACAAAUGCCAUUUUGAGACAUUUUUUGGCUCAUUUUUUAGGGGAAAAAAAUUGUGGCCUAUUUUAAAUCAAAGCACAGAGGAAGCACAGGUCUUCUUAGCACUACUGGUUUGG